Messenger RNA from Paramecium pentaurelia, 451 nucleotides. The record is from the annotation of a GenBank genome assembly. Lineage: Eukaryota; Ciliophora; Oligohymenophorea; Peniculida; Parameciidae.
AUGCAUCUUUUGUGCUCCAUGCAAAUAAUUUGUUCCAGAAUAUCGACAACUUACAAAUUAGGCAUUAAAACUCUAUUGCUAGAGUUGCUUAUGAUUAAUAAAAAGACCUAGAUAAAUAUGCUCUUUCAAAAUUCAAAAUCUCAUGUUUCCUUACUUUCAUAUUUUUCAUUUAUAGGCAAACCUUUUCAAUUUACUGGAUAAAGAAGUGCUGAUUCUCUAUUUUAAUUCAUUUUGUAGGUAUAUAUAAAUAAAAUCUAUAAUAUUUUUAGUUGGUCAAUGGGUCCAACAGAAAUUUUAAGAUAAGAUCAAUUUAAUAGAUUUUUGAAUGACAAUGAUGUUGUACUCUUCUAUUAAGGAUCUGAAAACAAUAUUAAUAAUCCUAGUUAUUGGACAUUUUUUGGAAUGAGUAAAACAAAUUGCGAUGCCGCAUUUGCUUUUUGAAAUGUCUUCC